This is a messenger RNA of Triplophysa rosa, 3879 nucleotides long. It is a transcript of the gene micall2b, whose product is annotated as mical-like 2b. Lineage: Eukaryota; Metazoa; Chordata; Actinopteri; Cypriniformes; Nemacheilidae. Gene Ontology annotation, molecular function: protein binding. The transcript is spliced from 17 exons. The record is from RefSeq and is a predicted model, not a curated record. Bases 145 to 2841 code for a protein of 898 amino acids.
UCAGGGGUUUCUCAACUUCUCAUGACGGUGGGAUCGCUCGGCGUUGGGGAGCGAAAACCAGAAGCUCUUCGCAUUCCGAGAGUGAAUUGACCGCGUUGAGACGAGUUUACCGUGCGGAACGCGGUUUGAAACGCACCGGCAGCGAUGGCUGCUGUGAAAGCUCUUCAACAGUGGUGCAAAAUCCAGUGCGGUGGAUAUCGUGAUGUUUCGAUCACCAACAUGACCACGUCUUUUCGGGACGGUUUGGCUUUCUGCGCUCUCAUUCACAAACACAGACCGGACUUGAUAGACUUCGACUCACUGAGCAAAGAAAAUAUUUAUGAGAACAAUCAGCUGGCUUUCCAAGUGGCGGAGAACGAGUUGGGAAUACCUGCCCUGCUGGACGCCGAAGACAUGGUGGCUAUGAGAGUACCCGACCGGCUCAGUAUUCUCACCUACGUCUCGCAAUACUACAAUUAUUUCCAUGGACGCUCUCCAAUUGGGGGUAUGGGCGCGAUUAAAAGACCGGCUGAAGAAUCAAACGAAGAACCAUCUGGAAAGAAAAACCAGCCUGUCGCAGCUAAAGUUUUCGUCUCCCCUAAACCGGCCACAGAGGCUCAGAAGCCUAAAUCACCAAAUGACAAUAAGAGAGAAGUUCUGGCCGAACGUGCCAACAAACAAGGGACCCUUAGCAGCAGCUGCAGCGUGUGCAACCAGCAUGUUCACCUUGUGCAGCGCCACCUAGUGGAUGGGAAGCUGUAUCACAGGAACUGCUUCAAAUGCAAGGAAUGUUCCACCAUUCUCCUCUCUGGUACCUACAAGGCUGGAAAAGAACCGGGAACUUUCAUCUGCAAGACCCACAGCAACGUGGAGAAGCCUCUGACCACUCCGACUACAAACAUCUCAAUACCUCCACCAAAAACGCAGCCCACCACAGUCAGCAGAAGCACUACCUCCACCCUAACAGACCGGAACGGCCCAGGUGGAGGUACCGGAGAAGCUGGUUCGACACCUACCGCAUCUAAACUUGGUUGGCUGGCUAGUAAAAGUGACCGUACGCCCACCCGUGGGUCUCCUGCCACACCCGCGCCAACACCCACCCCACUACCAGCACCAAGAACAACACCAGCCUCAAAAACAACUCCAGCACCGGAGACUACAACCGCAAAAACUCCCUUCAGCUUGAAGACGCCAACAGAGUCUCCUACAACCAUAAACAACAGUGUACAGAAGAACCAAGAGGCUAGAAAAAGAUUCUUCGAGUCAAGCUCCAACUCCAGCAGCAUCACACCCACCAGUAAAAACAGCCCAUCAGCCACAUCAACAACCUCAGGGAGUCCAGCGGGUGUUAAAACAUCAGCAUCUAUGAGUCCAGCUGGUGUUAAAACAUCAGCAUCUGUGAGUCCAGCUGGUGUUAAAACAUCAGCAUCUGUGAGUCCAGCUGGUGUUAAAACAUCUACAUUUGUGAGUCCAGCUGGUGUUAAAACAUCUACAUUUGUGAGUCCAGCGGGUGUUAAAACAUCAGCAUCUGUGAGUCCAGCGGGUGUUAAAACAUCAGCAUCUGUGAGUCCAGCGGGUGUUAAAACAUCAGCAUCUGUGAGUCCAGCGGGUGUUAAAACACAGACGUCAGGGAGUCCAGCGUCUGGCCCGAGUGCAGGAGCCGGUGCAGGUAAAGGCAGAGUCCUCCUGCGGUUGGGGGACUGGGCUAAAGUGCAGGACGAAGAGAAAGAGAAAGAGAACGAAAGGGAAAGGGAAAAAGCCAAAACUGUGAUCGGCAAGAUGGUGACGGGGAACAAAAAUCAAAGCAGUUCUUUGCAGAGUCCAGCUGGGCUGAAAGCUAAUUGCAGUAACGUUUCCCCCGUGGAAUCGGGUGUGAAAGGCCCCUCUGGUAGGGUGCGCCUGAAACCGCUGGAUGCCGGGUUGGACUCAACUGCCCCCGCAGCUGGAACGCCAUCCUGGAUCAAAGACAAAAACUUCUCCAGGCCGGCAAGCUCACUGUCGUCCAACAGCAAGGAAAACGAUGCAGCACCAUCUGACUGGAGAUCAAUGCUGAAACCUGUUUCGAAAGCCGUCACUUCCACUGAAGGCAUUAGUUCUCCAAACAAGAAACCAGAGGCGGCGUCAGCGCCACAGGCAUCAGGUGUGGGAAUCUCUCGGACGUCUGGGUCUGCUCCUUCUACUACUAAUGCCUCCCCGGGCAUCAACCGCCCCAUGGCACCCUCAGCUAGCCCGCUGAAAAACGGGCCUAGCGACUCAAAGAGCGCUAGCAGUGUGUCUCCUGUUAGCUCCUCAGGGACCGAAACUCACAAAUUGCACAAGCCGGAUCACAUUCCUAAAGAAGAGAUUCUGAAGGAGCUGAAGGAAAUUGAGAUGAACAUGAACGAGCUGGAGAAAAGAGGAGUGGAAAUAGAGAAAGAGCUCAGACAAUCCGAUGAGGAUGGAGAAGAGGACACAUUAAUGAAUGAUUUAAUGGUGGACUGGUUCAGUCUCAUCAGAAACAAGCAGGUCUACAUGAGACGGGAGUCUGAGCUGGUGUACAUUGCCAAGACUCAAGAUCUAGAGGAGGAGCAGCCCAGUGUUGAAGCAGAACUCCGAAGACUGCUGGAGAAACCAGAUCAUUUGAAAACUUUGAGAGAUCGUAAACGAGAGGAGGAGCUGAUGGCCAAACUGGUGGAGAUAGUGAACGACAGAAACGCCAUCGUAGAAGGACUGGAUGAAGACAGACUAAGGGAGGAAGAGGAAGAUGAGCAGCUGAAUAAGAUGAUGCAGGACCUUGAUGUGAAGAAAGAGAAAGUCAAGAGGAAAUCAUCCAUGUCUCGGUGGUUUAGCAGGAAAAGUAAAAGGCCGUCCGAGGACGACUGAUCCUCAUGAGGGGUGUGCAUGUGUGUUUCUGUGUAUUUGUCUCGGACUUUGAAACAUUCUGCUGAUAGUCAUUAGCAGUUCAGUUCUAAGGUCAGAUCCUGAAAUCUAAAUUGCAGUCACACAGUCUGUAAAAAACGGUGUUUUGGAGACUGCACGUGUUGCGGCGUCGCAUGUCAUUAUGUAUUUUCACACUCUUUCUCACAUGCUUUUGCACGUUCUCCGUGGCUUUGUUUGUGGGUGUGAUUCAUGCAUUUGUUAUUAAAAGUUUUGCACUUCGAAUAAUGUUGAUCAUAGCUCUCAGUCGGUGUUUAAUCAGGGGAUUUGUGUUGAGAGAAAAUAAGUAUCAAGUCGUAUUGAUUCAUAUUGAAUCCGAAUUAAAAAUGGACAAGUUUUUGGUCCAAACUUAAAAACUAUUCAGAGUUUGUCACUUGACUUUUUUUAUGAACAUACUUUAAUUGAGGAGUUUUGUGCUUUCUUCCCCAAUUUUAAUCGCUUUAAUCAUGUUAGCCAAUGACACUUGCAGUACGAUCACUGACCAGCAGGGGGCAGACAACCACUGAGUUUAUAUAUCAUGACUUUUUCGACUGACUUCGAGAUUGAUCUGAUUUGACGGUUUGGGGGAAUCUCAGAUCAUUAAGUAUCUGCCACAAAAGAUCAUGCUUUUAAACACUGUGCAGAUGAUUUUAUUUAUUUUUCAUUUAGUGUUUUUUGCCUUGAAUAUGGGGUUGAAGUUGUUACAAAAUUGCUGAAGUAUUGCGCUUUUUGCAUUUUCAAAUGCUCCUGCUUUAUUAUUCUUAAUCUUUGUUUGCUUUAAACCAAGAUUUUCAGAACUUUGCUCAAAUAUAAUGUGUAGGCUACUAUAAAUACUUGCUAAACCAUGCUUUUAAUUUAAGACUGUUGGCCUUUUUUACCCAUUCCUCAAAAUUAAAUGCAUAAUUUUACACUACUGGAUGUACAAUAAAUUUGAUUAAUCAACAUCAACGCUUUUCUCUUUGUCUAUCUGCAUGUAUAAAACAUGGCCACACUUUGUCCAGCUUU